Molecule: messenger RNA, 1946 nt
Organism: Paramecium pentaurelia
Lineage: Eukaryota; Ciliophora; Oligohymenophorea; Peniculida; Parameciidae
Source: the annotation of a GenBank genome assembly
AAUGGAUGAUAACAAUAAUCAAGAUGGGUAUUAUGUUGAGUUAAAUUAAGUGAACAAAUAGUAAUAUUUGAGGAGAAGAUUACUAAGGUGAAUGGAGAGGUGGCAAUUAAACGUUAUCAAAGAGGCAAGUUUUUAGGAAAGGGAGGAUUUGCUAAGUGUUAUGAGGCCACAAAUUUAGAGAAUAAGAAGGUAUUAGCUGCAAAAAUCAUUGCUAAAUCAUCUCUUACUAGAAAUAGAGCCCGUUAGAAGGUAUAUAUAUAAGUUAUUGGGUUAGUUGGUGUCAGAAAUCAAAAUACACAAAAGUUUAUAGAAUUCAAAUGUUGUCUAAUUUGAACAUGUCUUUGAAGAUCAUGAAAAUGUUUACAUAUUAUUGGAACUCUGUUGCAAUCAAACACUGAAUGAAUUAAUUAAAAGAAGAAAGAGAUUGACUGAAAUUGAAGUUUAAUGUUAUGUUGCAUAGAUGAUAAAUGCAUUAAAAUAUCUACAUAACAAUAAUGUUAUUCAUAGAGAGUAUUUUUUAUAAUGAAAAAAUAGUUUAAAACUUGGGAAUUUGUUCUUGAAUAAAAACAUGGAAUUAAAAUUAGGGGAUUUUGGUUUAGCUACUAAACUAGAAUUUGAAGGGGAGAAAAAGAGAACUAUUUGUGGAACUCCAAAUUAUAUUGCUCCUGAAGUAUUGGAUGGAAAAGUAGGUCAUUCAUUCGAAGUUGAUGUAUGGUCACUUGGAGUCAUUAUUUAUGCAAUGUUGAUUGGUAAACCACCUUUUGAAACUCCUGAUGUUAAAUCUACCUACAAAAAAAUUAAAAUGAAUCAAUAUUCCUUCCCAGAUCAAGUUCAAAUAUCAGACAAUGCUAAAUAACUUAUUUAAAAGAUCUUGGUUCUCGAACCUAGUAAAAGACCUUCAUUAGAUGAAAUCAUGGCUCAUUCCUUCAUGAAUUCAGGUGGUACCAUUCCUAAGUAUAUUAAUCACCUAAAAUCUCUAGAGUUCUACCUCUAUCCACUUUAGCUUGUCCUCCCUCAAUUUAAUAUAAUAAAUAGUUCCAAUAACCAAGUAGAGCUUCUGAAACAGCUUAGUCUAAUCCAAAGAUGGCCACCGUGAGACCAAAUAUAUCAUCAGAAAGAUGUACUUGACUAUUCAAAUUUAUUAGAGGAUCAAUUUGGAGCCACUUCUGGAUUGAAUACUGGAUACAAUGGUGGAUACAAUAGUAGUCAGAGACCCUCCUCAUAAAAACCAUAGGAUUUCAAAUAAUCAGUUAGCACUAAAUCUCUUAACCAAUUUUAUACUAGUGGCACUAUAUAAAAUCAAUAGACUAGUAAACAAAAAAAUGAAAUCUUUGUAAGAAGAUGGGUUGAUUACAGUAGCAAAUAUGGACUUGGUUAUCUUCUCAGUAAUGGUGCUACUGGAGUCUUUUUCAAUGAUUCAACCAAAGUCAUUUUAGAUCCCAGAACACAAGAAUUUGAAUAUUUAGAAAGAAAAGGCACUGAUAAAUAAGAUGCCAUUGAAAAACAUUCUAUCAAUAGUUAUCCAAAGGAAUUACAGAAAAAAGUUACACUCCUUUAACAUUUUAAAUCAUAUUUGGAUGCUGAUUCUAAAUCAAUUACAUAAGCUGAAACUAAUGAUUAUGAUCCAUCCCAAUCUGUUUAUGUGAAGAAAUGGAUGAAAACAAGACAUGCUAUCAUGUUUAGACUUUCCAAUAAGAUAGUUUAAGUAUUUUAAUAUUUUAUAUUUUUUUUAGGUAAACUUCACUGAUAAAACUGAAAUCAUCUUGUCUUCAGAGAAUAAAUUGGUCACCUAUGUUAAUAAAUUAGGAGAAAGGAGUCAUUAUCCCUUAGCUACUGCCCUUGAUAGUUAAAAUCAUGAGAUGGCCAAGAGAUUAAAAUACACAAAAGAGAUCUUAACACAUAUGCUUAAUGGAAAUACAAAUGUUGACUUAAAGAAUCCAGAAUGA